AUGAUCAAAUCAAUAACAGAUAAUAUUUAUUUUUCUUUAAAUUAUGCAUCAAAAUUUGUUAAACGUUUUCCAUCCCUUACUCACAUUGAACUUCAAGUAUUUUCAUUCGAUAAUUGUGUAUAUCUUAUUGAAAUUUUUCUUACUCGUCUGGAAAAUGUAUCUUAUCUUAAAAUUUAUUAUAAACAUGAUACAUUAUUUGAUGAUCCUUUUUCAUAUGAUUAUCUUAUUAGAAAACGCCGCCAAACAUUUCUUAAUAAUAUUGUUGACGAAUAG
Rotaria sp. Silwood2 is the source of this 273-nucleotide messenger RNA. NCBI's taxonomy places the organism in Eukaryota, Metazoa, Rotifera, Eurotatoria, Philodinida, Philodinidae. The record is from the annotation of a GenBank genome assembly.